Molecule: messenger RNA, 1630 nt
Organism: Sinocyclocheilus rhinocerous
Lineage: Eukaryota; Metazoa; Chordata; Actinopteri; Cypriniformes; Cyprinidae
Exons: 8
Coding region: 506-1468 (320 amino acids)
Biological process (GO): apoptotic process
Cellular component (GO): cytoplasm
Source: RefSeq, a predicted model, not a curated record
ACUUCACCUUAAUUUACCCGACACUUCCAAAAGAAGAAUGACGGCCGGUUAAAGCAACAGAUGAGAUGGGUCUGCGGAGUUUGUCAGCUAUUAAACCCGUCCUCUAGACCGCUAUUGACCGUUUUAAAUGCUAUUUCGUUACUCUUUGCUAUGAUCGACACACAUUUGUCACCGUUAUAAGUGUUUAACUGACAGCAGUCUUGCUGUAGGAAGGAAGCAGGAGAGGAGAGCGUCUGACUGCGCACUGCUGGCCCACUAAACACACUCUCAUCGGGGACUUCACUUAAAAGGGCAAGAUUGUUUUGCAACAUACUUGAUAGCCACACAAAUGCUCGUAUUUUAAACACACAGUCUGUUAUAAGUAUUAACAUUAAUCAGAUAUAUCAAAGACUAUGUGAAGUCGUUGUUGUUUUAAUAUUACGGUUUGUUUUUCGUGCAAAAGAUUGUUUUUCUUGCAUUUUCUGCUGAUCGAUUAUAAUCGAUCACACAUCAGUCAUCAUCGAUCAUGGCCACAGAUGCAAUAGCGACUGAAGAAGUCUCAAACCAGAGAGACUCGAGUGAUCUGAACGCCAACAAAAGCAAUCCCGAAUCAGACACACCCAGCCGGACAUCGGAGGCGCGAGAAAACAGAAAUAUAAGUAGCCCGUUAUCGUUAUCAUCAUCAUCGGUUCACUCUGAGGAAGAACUAUCUCAGGACUCAAUAGCAGGGAAUAAUUCGCUGGAGAAUGGAGACCGUCCGGUCCGAACAGGAGAUCCGCCGCAGGAAGCAGCGACUCCAGACAAUAGACAAAAACAAGGCGUGAGGACUUCAACUCCUGUGCGAGCGCCGCAAACACUCUCUUCACCAGCUGAACACAACGGAAGUUUUGAGCACCAGGAGUCAGUUGCUACCACAGAGGCGCGGCUGAGAAUGGAAGGGGUGGAGCUAAAGGAGGAGUGGCAAGAUGAGGACUUCCCCAGAUUUCCUCACACAGAUUUGGCAACGGGUUACGUGGAUUCCAUGCCAACAGAAAGCUGCUUGGUGGUUUUGCAACUAACAUUUUGUGUGUCAUUCAGGUAUGUCAUAGGAACUCUAGAGCUUCUUGUAGCUGAGAACUAUAUGAUUGUAUACCUGAACGGAGCCACUUCACGCCGAAAGAUGCCCAGUGUGGGCUGGCUCAGAAAAUGCUAUCAGCAGAUAGAUCGAAGGUUAAGGAAAAAUUUGAAGUCUUUGAUAAUAGUGCACCCGUCCUGGUUUAUUCGCACCCUCCUGGCCCUCACAAAACCUUUUAUAAGCUCAAAAUUUAGCCAGAAAAUCAAGUAUGUGUUCAGCCUGACAGACCUGGCUGAGCUUGUCCCGAUGGAGUACGUUUCCAUACCAGACUGCAUUAAACAGUUUGACGAAGAAAAAAAUAGGAAAAAACAUAAAAGGAUUGACCAGGACGUGCGUGGAAAGGUGGAGAUGGCCACCGCAGCAGUGCCAGAGUGAGUCAGAGGAGUUGAAGAGAGAAGCUGGAAGAAUCAACGAAUGUAUUGGGUUUCUUUUAACUGGAGAACGCAAGAUCUUGAUGUCAGAAAAGUGCCUUUUAAAGGAGUAGUUUAUCGCAAAAUGAAAAUUCAGUCAUUGUUUACGCUCUCUCAUGUCAUUCCA